AUUCACCAACUCAAAGUACUAGUUCUUAACAUGAGAUUAGCUAAUUACAAACUUGUUUUUGGAUUAAAUAGCUCCUCACUUGUUAGGCUGUCAGAAACAAGUAGUUCCGAUGAUUCAAUGUUAGAUUGUCUUGAAUAACAAGUAGUUUCAAAUAUUGUUGUGGGUUGCUUCCACUAAACGUCCUACUCUGCUUGCUUGUGAUGGUAGUGGCAAAGUUGGAAGGCUUUUAUCAUCUGGCAAUUGUUGUGUUGAAGGUGCUUCACCUUUUGGCUUAGAAACUUGUGACUUUUCUCUAAGCUUCUCCAUGGCCUUUUUCUUGUUCUCAAGUUUCCUUACACGAGCUUCAACUGGUUCUGUGAAGAGGAGGGCAAAACCAACAAGAGAUUUAGUGGCUGCAUACUGCAUUAUAUCUCUCCGUGACACAGUAACGGUUUUUGGUGCUUGUAGUAUUUGCACUUGCUCACUCUUCACCUGCAAAAGAUGCAGAAAAAUGUGUUUCAGAAAAUGCUUCCACAGAACAAAUUUGAAUCCUAGGUACAUUAUUUCAGUCAGAUGAAACAGUUUCUUUUUUCUGCACACAAUUUGAGGGGAAAUCAAAAGAACUGCAAUACAGCCUGCAUAAGCUCAGAAAAUAUAUCAGAACACCAAGGAAUAGUGGUCCUGAACUAAUAGACCCUAUAAAGGCUCACACUGAAUGAGUUUCACAACUGGUGCAACAUCUUCUAUGGCAUCAAAUUCUUAAUAAUGCGGCUGCCAAAUAUAAAUUAUGAUUAAACUGUAAUAACUAAUGGUAACUAGUAAGGACACAUUUUAAGAAAUCUGGUGAUAACUUAGUCGUCAAUAUCAUCAAAAUAUCUUCAUAGAAAACAGAUGUAUCUUAAUUUCAACCAGCAUUGUAAUAUAAGAUUGAACGUUACACGCAAGAAAUUUUAGAUUAACUUAUUUUAUUUACUUCCCUAAGUUUUGAGUCUUGACAAAUCACUCUGUAGAUUGGAGACCUUACCUCCACCCAAGGAAUUCAUUGAGCAUGAAGUAACCUGCCAAGGUAACUGGCCAAUAGAGACGGUUCAACAGCAUAUCAAUAGGAUAUUUCAGUCCAAGAAGAAAUGAGCUUGAUUCGUCUAGAUUCCAUCCAGAAUUAUAAUCACGAUCUAUAUCGAAUAAUGUCUCUAUCUAAGUACUACUAUGAUAACACCAUGCUUGUACAAAGUACUCAUUGUUUUGAUUAAGACAGUGAAUUAGACCACUUUCUUGUUUCACUUUUCAGCUAUGGAGUUUGAUAGGGACAAAGUUCCUGAAACAAAUCAUUGGAUUCAAGAUCCUGUAGUUUGAUAAAUUCAGAAUAAACUGUGGUAUUUCCAACUUCAUAGAGUGAAAAAUGACUGCAAUAUCAAACAGGGCCAAGCCAGAGUAUCUGUGCUAACUUUGACAUAAUUUAGGCAUUUUAAAAUUGAAAAGGGAAGUUAAUAAGCAAAACAAGUGUUUGUAACCUUACCUUAUCAUACUAUUAUGAGAACUUCCAAGCUGUUUUUUCAACAAAAAGUAAUAGGUUAA
Molecule: messenger RNA, 1554 nt
Organism: Rubroshorea leprosula
Lineage: Eukaryota; Viridiplantae; Streptophyta; Magnoliopsida; Malvales; Dipterocarpaceae
Source: the annotation of a GenBank genome assembly